AUGCUUAGCGGUAAUUUAUUAAUUUAUAACUGGCUUAGAAUUCAUCGCUUGACUUGUAGAAUAAGGUGGGUGACUGUGAGUGGAUACUCAUAAAUUAAAAUGAAGCUCGGACUUAUUAAUUUAAAAGCCCAAAUAAAUAUCCAGCAUUUGAUUUUCAAUUUUGAGUUUGAUUCAAAGUUAAACACAUCCAGCAUCCAAAGAGGAUAAUCAUUUUUGACCUAAAACCGAUAGGUGGUUCAUAAGUAAUACAACUUGUUGAAGAGAUCUGAAGUUUCUGUUAUAAAUUGGUAAUGGAGGAGAAUUCUGACCAUUACAGUCAAUGUUUCUACUUAUAAAUAAUACUUUUAUGAUCACCCAAUCUAUAAAGUUUAGGUUAAUAUAAUUAUAAACACAAUUAGAGAAUGUAGUUUUGUAUAACCAGGACAAAUAUUAGUGGAAUCACAAUUAGAUUAUGGUUCAGCACUUCUAUUAGAGUUUUUUAUUUUCUUAGUAGCCAUCAUAAUGAGAUUAGAAAUUACAGUAAAACAAAUGCAUUUAUUUAACAAUUCAAGUGAAUACAACAAAUGCUAAACUACAACUACAUGGAAUCUAACUACACUAUAAGAGCAAAAGUAGCAUUUUAUUUGA
This is a messenger RNA of Paramecium tetraurelia, 627 nucleotides long. RefSeq lists its product as uncharacterized. The record is from RefSeq and is a predicted model, not a curated record. The transcript is spliced from 2 exons. NCBI's taxonomy places the organism in Eukaryota, Ciliophora, Oligohymenophorea, Peniculida, Parameciidae.